UAUUUUAUCAGCAGAAAGGAGGGGAGUGGGAAGUGGAGGACUUCCAGUCUGCAAUUGCUGCUCUUGGUUGUUCAUAAGAUCUCCUGCCACAAGGGGGUAGACAUCACUCACACAAGCAUUAAGCACUCUCAUCUCAGAGGCGAGAGAAGGCAGUACAGUUGAUACAGAACAUCCCAUGGCUCUGUAGCACUGACACUGCCUGCUGAGGGACCCCCCCAAGACAGCCACAUCCGAUCCCUCCUCCACGUAUUGUCACAAAGAGAAAGAACCGAGAGCCAUUCACCUCUGAACCCCAGCAGGCAGCCAAUUUUAGAAAAGAAACACCUGGAAUAGGAUUGGCAUUGAGAAGACUGCAACAGAUCAGAAUGGAUGUGUUUAUGAAAGGCUUGUCCAAAGCAAAGGAAGGAGUGGUGGCUGCAGCUGAGAAGACCAAACAAGGGGUAGCCGAGGCUGCAGAGAAGACCAAGGAAGGUGUCAUGUAUGUGGGAAGCAAAACCAGAGAUGGAGUGGUACAAGGAGUUACUUCAGUGGCAGAAAAGACCAAAGAGCAGGCAUCUCAUUUGGGAGGGGCUGUCAUGUCUGGAGCUGGAAACAUUGCUGCCGCCACUGGCCUAGUGAAGAAAGAUGACUUCCCUACAGACAUAAAGCCUGAGGAAGAAGGGCAAGAAGCUUUGGAAGAGCCUGCUGCUGAACCUCUGCUGGAGCCAGAAGGGGAAAACUAUGAGGAAGCCCCUCAGGAUGACUACCAGGAAUAUGAACCAGAAGCAUAACAUCCCUCAGCCCUGGACCCAGCCACCAGCAGCAUCAGCACAAAGAUAGCUAUAAUAAAAAUAAUAAUAAAAAAAA
This is a messenger RNA of Nanorana parkeri, 846 nucleotides long. It is a transcript of the gene SNCB, whose product is annotated as synuclein beta. The record is from RefSeq and is a predicted model, not a curated record. Gene Ontology annotation, biological process: synaptic vesicle endocytosis; chemical synaptic transmission; synapse organization. Gene Ontology annotation, molecular function: cuprous ion binding. The coding region runs from base 366 to 770 and encodes 134 amino acids. Lineage: Eukaryota; Metazoa; Chordata; Amphibia; Anura; Dicroglossidae. The transcript has 7 exons. Gene Ontology annotation, cellular component: neuronal cell body; axon terminus; cytoplasm.